Microcebus murinus (gray mouse lemur) is the source of this 4758-nucleotide messenger RNA. NCBI's taxonomy places the organism in Eukaryota, Metazoa, Chordata, Mammalia, Primates, Cheirogaleidae. The record is from RefSeq and is a predicted model, not a curated record.
UAAAUCUCUUACUAGACUUGGGAAAUUUUCUAUCUAUUAUUCCAUUAAAUAUGUUUUCUAAAUAUUUUGAUAUCUCCUCACCCUCAGGGAUACUGAUAAUUCAUAAAUUUGGUUGCUUUAUGUUGUCCCAAACAUCUCCAAGGUUUUAUUCGUUAUUUUUUGUUCUUUUUCUUUAUUUAUUUUUGUCUGAUCAGAUUAUUUCAAAGACCUGGCUUCAAGUUCUGAAAUUCUUUCUUCUGCUUCCUAUAGUCUAAGUUGAAGCUUUCAAAUGUAUUUUGUAUUCCCUUCAAUCAAUUCUUCCAGAAUUUGUUUGUUUGUUUUUAACAACUAUCUCCUAGGUAAAUUUCUUAUUCAUAUCCUGAAUUGUUUUUCUGAGGUCUUUCUAUUGGUUUUCAGAUUUCUCUUGCAUUUCAUUGAGCUUCUUUAAAAUCAAUAUUUUGAAUGCUUUAUCUGGGAUUUCAAGAAUUUCCUUUUUGGGUAAGGUCUACUGCUAAAGAAUUAUUGUGUUCCUUUAGGGGUGUCAUAUUUCCUUGCUUUUUCUUGUUUCCUCAUUCAGGACCCCCAGUGGCGAGUGCAGGUACCAGCCGUGAUGGGUGGGGGCAAGGCACUCAUGAGGCCCCUGGUAGAAUGCUCAGGCUGGUGUUCUCUUCCCUCUGGGCUAUGGAGGAAGUUCAGCUACCUUGAAGCCACCAUGCUGGAGAGAUCUCUUAGAAAGCCCACAGUGGCAUAAGACAGAGAGCUGUCCAAGAAACUCCAGCUGUUCCAGCCCCAGCUGUUGAAGGCUUCCCAAUACAGACGUCAGACAUGGGCGAAGAAGCCUUCUAGAUGACUCCAGCCCUAGCCACCAUAUUACUGGAACCUCAUAACAGACCCCUCGCCAGGACCAACCAGCAGAGCCACUCCUCGAUUCCUGAUCCAAGAAAUUCUUGCUGUAAGCCACUAAAUGUGGGGAGAUUGUUAUGCUGCAAAAGAUAAUUAAUACACCAAUGUGUGCUGUCCGAAUGCGAAGCUCAUCCCUUCUCCACAAUUGCCACUCCCCCCAAAAAGAAAAUUUACAUAAGGCCUUUGUGCGUUUAGCCAAAGGAGAUGAAGACGUGAAAGACAUAAAACCAACAACCUAAAAUUGAAUUUGGACACCUCAAUUCUUAAAUAUCCUUUACACAUUUACCCCCACCCCAACUCCAAGCAAUGCCCACCAUCCAUCUCUUACCUCCUCCUCCUCUCAUCUUACUUCCAACAAAUUCUAAAUUCUUCUUCUUCCUGUUAGGCAGAGCAAUUAAAUUCUUCAAGCCCCUUUUCCCAAAUUUAGCUCCAGGACAAUCUUUCAAAGUCCAGGACCCUUUGCUAACUGCCCAGGGGAGUUGCACCUCCCUCGGUAACAGCAAAUGUUCUCCUUGACCGUUUUAUUGGUCUGCUUGUGGACAGCUUCCCCACAUUGGGUGCAGACCUGGUAAACAGGCCGUCCUCUAUAAAUCACAAUGAAAGCUAGAACGCAUCCAGCACCUACCAAGUAGUGCUGGUGCCAGGUUAAGCGUCAUUGCAUUCAAUCUUCACAAAAACCCUUUAAAAUAGGGGCUAUUAUUAUCUCCAUUUUACAGAUGAGGAAACUGAGACUUCAUAUAGUUUUAGGUGCCUGUUUUAUAUCUGCAGUUGUAAGAGUCAGAUUCCAAAGCACUUUGCCAAUACUGCUUAAGUGAAUGAAAGGCAAGGGAAGUAAUUCUGGAGACAGGCUCUUCUGGACAGUGGGUUUUGGAAACGGGUAAAUAAGGUGAUGGUUGUUCCCAUGAACAUGGGGAUCACUGGAGAAAUUGAAUGAGAAGGCCCAAUCCUAGAGUCAUCAGGGCUUAAGGGAGCUGCACUGAGGAGAGAAGAAGAAAAGGCGAUAGAGGACUACCGGAGCUGGACGAUGGCAGCUUGGACAGGAAAGACUUCAAGGACAGAAUGGCCAGGGGCAGGUGGAGGUGCCAACAGUCUCCUGCCUGGAGGACUGAAGAAGGGGUUUGAGCUUCACUGGCGACCUCCAGGAGACCCAGCUCCUGGUCAGGACAGAAGCAGGGAGUGUUGUGAGGCUUUGGAACCUGAUUUGAAGAUGUGAAUGACAUAAAACAGAAGCCAGGAGAGACCUGAUACGCGGAGAGGAAGGAGCCGGGGGGAGAGGAGAAGGCGCCUGCGGCCUGGGCAGAGCCUGCGGCAAGGUCCGCGGAGGCGAGGCCGGGGCCCUGGAGGAGGGAGGACCGAGCCCGGCAGAGGUGGCUGAGGACGCCGGGAAACACGACCACCGUCUGCGUCCCGCGCCACUGUCGCCCCUCAGAGCGCCCAGCUGGGGCCUCCGGGAAGCCGGGCGAGGACAGAGGGAGGCUGAGCCAGUCGGCAGCGAGCACCCGCGCCAGGAGCUCCGCCGUCGGUGCGUGCGGCCCGGCACCGUCCGCGAACUCGCCGCCGGCCAUGGCCGCUGCGGCCGCUCCCCGCAGCCUCCUCGUCCUCCUCCAGGUGCUCGGGCUCGCCCUGGCGCAGAUCAGAGGUCCCCCGGGAGAGCGGGGCCCCCCAGGCCCCCCGGGGCCGCCGGGAGUGCCUGGAUCCGACGGCAUCGACGGUGACAAGGGGCCUCCAGGAAAAGCUGGCCCUCCGGGAGUCAAGGGAGAGCCUGGCAGAGCCGGGCCAGAUGGGCCGGACGGGAAGCCCGGGAUUGAUGGUUUAACUGGAGCCAAGGGGGAGCCUGGAGCCAUUGGGACCCCUGGAACCAAGGGCCAGCCUGGGCUCCCCGGUCCUCCUGGCCUGCCGGGCCCUGGUUUUGCUGGACCUCCUGGACCACCUGGACCUGUUGGCCUUCCUGGUGAGAUUGGAAUCACAGGCCCCAAGGGGGAUCCUGGACCAGAGGGACCAGCAGGGCCCCCGGGCCCCCCUGGGAAACCGGGUCGCCCAGGAACCAUCCAGGGCCUGGAAGGCAGCGCGGACUUCCUGUGUCCAACCAACUGUCCAGCGGGUGCGAAAGGCCCCCCAGGGCUGCAGGGCGUGAAGGGACAUCCAGGCAGACACGGGGCUCUGGGUGAUCCUGGCCGCCAGGGGAAGCCGGGUCCCAAGGGAGAUGUGGGUGCCUCUGGAGAGCAAGGCAUCCCUGGACCACCGGGUCCCCAGGGUAUCAGGGGCUACCCAGGCAUGGCGGGACCCAAGGGAGAGAUGGGUCCUCGUGGAUAUAAAGGCAUGGUGGGCUCCAUCGGAGCUGCUGGGCCACCGGGUGAGGAAGGUCCGAGGGGACCGCCAGGCCGAGCCGGGGAGAAGGGUGACGUGGGCAGCCAAGGUGUUCGAGGACUCCAGGGGAUCCCAGGCCCGAAGGGAGCAACGGGCCCCCCGGGCAUCGACGGCAAGGACGGGACCCCAGGCACACCUGGCACGAAGGGCAGCGCGGGACAGGCAGGGCGGCCAGGAAGCCCAGGCCACCAGGGCCUAGCGGGUGUGCCAGGCCAGCCUGGGAUAAAAGGAAGCCCUGGAGACCAGGGUGACCCAGGCCGGCAGGGCCUCCCUGGAAUCUCUGGUCCCCCGGGGAAGGAGGGAGAGCCAGGGCCUCGAGGAGAAAUUGGUCCCCCAGGCAUCAUGGGGCAGAAGGGUGACCAGGGUGAGAGGGGGCCAGUGGGGCAGCCAGGCCCUCAAGGACAACAGGGCCCCAAGGGGGAACAGGGGCCCCCCGGAAUUCCAGGGCCCCAAGGCUUACCAGGCAUCAAGGGAGACAAGGGCUCCCCAGGGAAGACCGGGCCCCGUGGCGGAGUGGGCGACCCGGGGGUGGCCGGCCUCCCCGGAGAGAAAGGAGAGAAGGGCGAGUCUGGCGAGCCCGGCCCCAAGGGACAGCAAGGAGUCCGCGGAGAACCAGGCUACCCUGGCCCCAGCGGAGAUGCGGGCGCCCCAGGGGUGCAGGGCUACCCUGGGCUUCCUGGCCCUCGAGGACUGGCCGGAGACCGAGGCUUGCCGGGACAGCCUGGGAGACAGGGCCUGGCGGGCCGAGACGCCAGCGACCAGCACAUCGUGGAUGUGGUGCUGAAGAUGAUGCAAGAGCAACUGGCAGAGGUAGCUGUGAGUGCCAAGCGAGAAGCUCUGGGUGCUGCAGGGAUGAUGGGUCCCCCAGGACCUCCUGGGCCCCCUGGGUACCCAGGCAAGCAGGGACUCCACGGGCACCCUGGCCCUCGGGGCAUUCCUGGCAUCAUCGGAGCUGUGGGUCAGAUUGGCAACACGGGGCCCAAGGGCAAACGUGGAGAGAAGGGUGAUCGAGGUGAAGUGGGACGUGGGCACCCGGGGAUGCCUGGGCCCCCAGGAAUCCCAGGUCUCCCUGGCCGGCCUGGCCAGGCAAUCAAUGGCAAGGAUGGAGACCGAGGGUCCCCAGGGGCUCCAGGAGAGGCAGGCCGACCUGGCCUGCCAGGCCCUGUGGGGCUGCCGGGCUUCUGUGAGCCUGCAGCCUGCCUCGGAGCCUCAGCCUAUGCCUCUGCCCGACUUACGGAACCCGGAUCUAUCAAAGGGCCUUGAGCAUCAGGCCCGGACAGAGCACGGUGGCAUCCUGGGUGGGGUAGGACCAGGUCCCCUCUGGUUGGACAUCCACCUCAUCUCUCAGCCCAGGAAACCAACUUUCCCAGGACCUUCUGUCUGGGACCCAGGAGCCCUGAGGAAAAGGAAUUCUAAAACAUGGGGGAAGGGGAGGUAGGGCACUAGAGUGAAGAAGUGAGGCCAACAGGGCCAGGGUCACUGGAGAGUUGAAGCUCCAAAGGGAAUGGG